Molecule: messenger RNA, 1352 nt
Organism: Apis cerana (Asiatic honeybee)
Lineage: Eukaryota; Metazoa; Arthropoda; Insecta; Hymenoptera; Apidae
Product: GMP reductase 1
Biological process (GO): nucleotide metabolic process
Cellular component (GO): GMP reductase complex
Molecular function (GO): GMP reductase activity
Source: RefSeq, a predicted model, not a curated record
UAAGCGAUCGCCGCGAAACUACAGGCUCAUAUAAUCCUUAUUCUUCGAUAGAACUGAAUCCAAGUUGUCUACUAAAAGUGAAUGAGAAAUUAAUUGUCUCUUAAAAUGCCUAAUAUUAUAAAUGAUAUUAAAUUAGAUUUUAAAGAUGUUUUAUUACGUCCAAAAAGAAGUACGUUAAAAAGUAGAUCCGAUGUCGAUUUAUUUACGGAAAUCACAUUUCGUAAUUCAAAACAAAUUUACAAUGGAAUACCAAUAAUUGCUUCAAAUAUGGAUACAGUAGGAACAUUUGAAAUGGCUAAAGCUUUAGCAAAGUAUGGCCUCUUUACUACUAUUCAUAAAUAUUAUUCAGUAGAAGAAUGGACAAAUUUUGCUGCUGAAAAUCCUAAAGAUCUUAAAUAUGUAGCUGCUAGUUCUGGUACAGGAAAGGAAGACUUUGAACGGUUGUCAAAUGUUCUAACAUCUGUACCAGAAUUAUCUUUUAUCUGUUUAGAUGUUGCUAAUGGUUAUUCUCAACAUUUUGUUGAAUAUGUUAGAAAAGUAAGAGCAGAGUUUCCUAAUCAUACAAUUAUUGCAGGAAAUGUAGUUACUGGUGAAAUGGUAGAAGAAUUAAUAUUAUCUGGAGCAGAUAUAAUAAAAGUUGGAAUUGGUCCUGGAUCUGUAUGCACUACACGAAUGAAAACUGGUGUAGGAUAUCCACAAUUAAGUGCUGUAAUUGAAUGUGCAGAUGCAGCUCAUGGUUUAAAAGGACACAUUAUUUCUGAUGGUGGUUGUACUUGUCCAGGUGAUAUAGCAAAAGCUUUUGGUGCUGGAGCAGAUUUUGUAAUGGCAGGUGGUAUGUUUGCUGGUCAUGAGGAAUGUGGAGGUGAUACUAUAGAAAAAAAUGGAAAAAAAUAUAAGCUUUUUUAUGGCAUGGCUUCAAAUACAGCAAUGAACAAGCAUGCUGGUGUUGCUGAAUAUAGAUCAUCAGAAGGCAAAACUGUGGAAGUGCCUUACAAAGGUCCAGUAGAAAGUACUGUAUUGGAUAUAUUAGGUGGUUUACGAUCAGCAUGCACUUAUACAGGAGCUGAACGAUUACGUGAACUACCACGACGUGCUACUUUUAUACGUUGUACACAACAGUUAAAUCCAAUGUAUGGUCCACCACCAGAAAUCUGAAGUUAUUCAAAUUAAUUUAUUGUAGUACACAUUUAGGAUAAUGUUAUUAUUGAGUCAAUUAACAAAUUGCUAUUAUUUGCUGGCAAAUAAUGUUUAUAUAAAAAUUCAAAAGCUUCAACUAAUGUAAGUGUACAUACAUUUUAAUGGCAAUUUUAAAUUGCAUUGAAUUGAAUGAAUUUGAAAGAUAUAACGCUUAA